Galleria mellonella (greater wax moth) is the source of this 2367-nucleotide messenger RNA. It is a transcript of the gene Taf5, whose product is annotated as transcription initiation factor TFIID subunit 5. Gene Ontology annotation, cellular component: transcription factor TFIID complex. Gene Ontology annotation, molecular function: RNA polymerase II general transcription initiation factor activity; protein binding. The transcript has 13 exons. Gene Ontology annotation, biological process: transcription initiation at RNA polymerase II promoter. Bases 153 to 2105 code for a protein of 650 amino acids. The record is from RefSeq and is a predicted model, not a curated record. NCBI's taxonomy places the organism in Eukaryota, Metazoa, Arthropoda, Insecta, Lepidoptera, Pyralidae.
UUUCUCUACAUGUUAUUUACUCUAUGUUCUUCUAGUAAGGCAUUUUAUUUUAUUAUUUACAUUAGUACAUAAUUAUAAUAAUUACUUCUUGUAUUUAUUAAAGAAGUUUAAUUCUCAGUAUAAAAUAGUCCUACUUGAGUUUUGUUAACAAAAUGGGAGACAAAUCGACUCCAUUAUUAGCUGUACUACAACUACUUCGUAAAUAUAAUCUAAAGGGCACUGAAGAAAUCCUUAGAAAAGAAGCCAGUUUAGGUGAUGCAGAGUAUGAAAAUUUGGACUUGCCAGAAGUAGAAUUAGCUAGUAUAUUGACAGCACAUCAUACUGAAAGUGACCCAUACAGUUAUGAAUUUGCAUAUGAAAGUUUAAAAAAAUUUAUUGAAAACUCUUUAGAUAUUUAUAAGUAUGAGUUGUCUACACUCCUGUAUCCCAUAUUUGUUCACAUGUAUAUGGUAUUGAUUCUCUAUGAACACACCACACAUGCUGCAAAUUUUUUAGAGAAGUUUGGCCCAGAACAAGAGGACUAUUAUCAGGAAGAUCUGAAGAAAUUCUCCAUAGUAAAAAAUAAAGAUCAAAUAAAGGGCAAUGAAUUAGCAGAAAUAUAUAGUUCAAACAAAUUUGUAGUGCAAUUAUCUCGAGAUGCAUCAUCUCAGCUCAAACGAUUCUUACAUGAACAAAAAACAACUGUAAUUAUUAACAUCAUAAAUAAUCACAUACAAAUUGAAGUACAUGAUGGGCCUGGGAGAUCUCUGGCGCAAAUCCGUGCUACUGCAGGAGGAAUGCUCGGAGAAGCUACUAGAAAUGAAAAUCGUACCAAAGUCUAUUAUGGUUUACUAAAAGAACCUGAUAUACAACUUCCUCCGGUUCCUGUCGAAGAUGAAGAGGAAACUGAGGAAACACCUGACAAACCAAAAAAGAAGAAGGCUAAAAAGGAUAAUAUCUUUAUGAAGAAACCAAAAUCUGAUCCCAAUGCUCCACCUAGUGACAGAAUCCCACUGCCUGAAAUGAAAGAGACUGAUAAAUUAGAAAAAGGAAAAGCACUGAGGGAAGCAUCAAAACGUGUCCAUUUGGGCCCUGAUAGUCUGCCAUCCAUUUGUUUCUACACAUUACUUAACAGUGGCCAUACAGCGAUAUGUGCGGACAUUUGCGAUGACUCAACUUUGCUCGCAGUUGGAUUUAAUAAUUCUACAAUAAAGGUUUGGACUCUGACACCGGUAAAACUACGCGGUAUGAAAUCUGCUGAAAAAUUGCAAGAUAUUGACAGAGAAGCAGGUGACGUCCUCGUAAGAAUGAUGGAAGAAAAAGACAGAGACACAUGUCGUACACUCUUUGGACAUUCCGGACCUGUCUACAAAGUCGCAUUCGAUCCUUUUAAAAAUCUGUUACUUUCGUGUUCGGAAGAUUCGACAGUCCGCUUGUGGUCGCUGCAAUGCUGGACAUGCUUGGUGGUAUACCGCGGGCACGUGUGGCCUGUAUGGGCGGUCCGUUGGUCACCACACGGACACUAUUUCGCAUCAGCUGGACACGACCGCGCCGCGCGUCUCUGGGCCACCGAUCACCAUCAGCCUCUCAGAAUAUUCGCUGGUCACCUUUCUGACGUUGACUGUGUUCAAUUUCACCCUAAUUCGAAUUAUAUUGCAACGGGCUCCAGUGACAGAACUAUACGCGUCUGGGAUUGUUUGACCGGAACUCAAGUUCGAAUUAUGACAGGGCAUAAGUCUCCAAUAUUUGUUUUGUCAUUUUCCGUCUGUGGAAGAUGGCUGGCGUCUGGGGGUGGUGGCGGUGAACUGAUGAUUUGGGAUAUUUCGACCGGAUUGCCAGCUGCAACGUUGCCGCCCGCGCACACAGCACCUAUUCACGCAUUGGCUUUCAGUCGCGAUGGAACUAUUUUAUCAACUGGAUCUUUGGAUUGCAGUAUUAAACUAUGGGACUUCACCGCUAUAACUGAAGAAGUAUCUGGAGAAGAAAUAGGAAACAACAGUACUGUACAAAAAGAUGAUAGGUUCUUGCUACGUUCCUUUCCAACUAAAAACUCACCCAUAAAAGACUUACAUUUUACACGUCGUAAUCUCCUAUUAGGCGUAGGUUCAUAUGAAGGAAGUUCAUAAAUAACAUUUAUUCUCGCGUUAUUCAUGCCAACAUUGGGGUCGCUUCUGAGGUGCCAUAUCUCUAACGUUAAAAUUUCAAUUUAAUAUCACAGCGAUUUCUUUACUGUAAGGACCAAUAUGAACUAAUUUUUUAAUAUAUUUAAAUCAAAACUAGUAUAAUUUUAGGGUAAGAGAUAAAUAUAAAGAAAUGGCAACUGAGUAUCGGCCCUAUUAUCAACAAUAUAUAAGUGUAAUGGUAAUAAAUAAAUAACAUAAAUAAGUA